Rotaria sordida is the source of this 1216-nucleotide messenger RNA. Lineage: Eukaryota; Metazoa; Rotifera; Eurotatoria; Philodinida; Philodinidae. The record is from the annotation of a GenBank genome assembly.
AUGAUAGUGUCGAUGCUAUUGAUUCUAUUUGUUAAUCAAUGUCUAAGUCAAAAUGGUUUUCCAAAACAAUUUCAAGCAAUAUUGAAUAUAAGUGGAAUAGGUUCUUGGGAUUCACCAUUUCCAGGUGUUAAACAAUUAUUGUAUGAUUAUGAAAAUUUACGAGUUCGUUUCGAUAUUCAAGGAUCACGAGCAAAACAAAAUGAAACUUGGAUGCUUCAAUAUAAACCCAAAGGUGCUGAAGCCGAUUCAGUAAGUAGAAAAUGAUUCAUUAUGAAAAAAAAAAGAUUAAUCAUGAAUCGUAUUUCAGCCAGCUUCGCAGGGUUAUACAAUAUUUAAUUUCAAUCCUGAUUUUCCGUACUUCACAAAAGUAAAAAAAAACAAUUUUCCUUGUUUUUCUCUCCAAAAUAAAUGUUUUUUAGAACGAUUGUUGGUAUAGAACAAACUCAAUGAUUGAUAUAGGUCCAUUUCCAAUCAGUUGGUUGCAUGGCGUAGAAAAUUAUAUUCAAAUUUACCCAUGGUAUCCGUUAUCACCGAAUCUUAUUAAUAACCCAUGUAAAUAUUUUUUUGAUAAAAACGCGUCUGAGUUGCGUUUCGUUGCGUCUCAAUCCCAGCGAAGAAACGCAAAAAAGGCGUCCCCAGUGAAACAUUUGCUGCGGCUAGAUGCGGUUGGAGAAAAUCGCGUCUACACGCGGUUGUAAAAAACCGCGUCUAGACGCAGGAAAUGUUUCAAUGGAGACGCGGUUCUAAAACAAAUUGCGUCUAGACGCGGUUUUCUCCAGCCGCGGCUAGACGCAAGAAAUGUUUCAUUGGAGACGCGGUUCCAAACCAAAUUGCGGUUAGACGCGAUUACAAAUUAAAUCGCGUCUAAACGCGUUCGAUUCGACAUUCAAGAUUUUAAAAAAAUAUUGCAAUCCGUCUCAGGUUUGAACUGAGUCGCCAUCGAUAUCCCCUAACGAUGGUCUUUACCUCACUAAAGGCGAACGGAAGGUUGAAAUGUUGAUUUAUCUAAAACGAUAGAAAUGAGAUUAGAGCAAGUGAACUAGCAAUUAAGAAGCAAGUAUACAUACCAUGAAGCCACAUGUGACCACAAUCGUUGUCGAAUGAAACAGAAAGUAUAUAUGAAUCGUGACUUCAUAUCUAUAUUAUGUACAAAUGCAUUUAUCAAUAGGACGUUUUCUGCCUAAAUUAUAUCUCAUUUGUUAAUAUUGAUAUUCUU